AUGUCGGUGAACGAAGAUAGUAGCGCAAAGAUAAUUAACAUUCCCGAGAAAUACCAGUUGUGGACGUUGAUGAAGAAGAUGAGAGCAGGGACGCGAGAGGGCAACUCGUCACCUAAAUAUCCUGUAAUCGUGUUCAUCCACGGCGAGAGCUACGAAUGGAAUUCGGGGAAUCCUUAUGAUGGUAGCGUCUUGGCCAGCUAUGGAGGUGUAGUCGUUGUUACUAUCAAUUACCGUCUAGGCAUCUUAGGUUUCCUCAAUGCCAACACGGAUCCGUAUCUGAAAUCCCCAGCGAAUUAUGGGCUCAUGGAUCAGAUUGCAGCCCUACACUGGAUUCAGGAGAAUAUUGCAGUCUUCGGAGGAGACCCCACGAACGUCACCGUUGUUGGACAUGGAACCGGCGCAGCCUGCGUCAAUUUCCUCCUCACUUCGAGCGCAGUGCCUGAAGGUGUCUUAUUUCAUCGAGCAGUUCUCAUGUCAGGAUCUGCACUUUCUCCGUGGGCUUUAGUCCAGGAACCAUCGAGGUACGCGGCUCAAGUCGCCAUCCAUGCCAAUUGCUCUCCAGAAUUACCACAUAUACACCUCUUGAAAUGUCUUCGAGAGAAGCAGCUGGAUGUUUUGAUGUCCACACCGAUCAUAGCUCCAGAAUUCGCGUUCGCCUUUGGACCAAGUGUUGAUGGAGUUGUUAUAGAUACCGGAGAACCAUCAGGCGAUAAUCCGCACUUUGGUGAUUUCGACUCGAACCGACCAAUCAAAGCCGAGCCUCAGAACGCAAUCAAUAUACUAAAUAAUGUUUUGCUACGGAAAUCCGUGGUUUCGAAAUUGUCUCGUUAUGAUUUAAUGCUGGGCGUUGUAAAAGCGGAGGCGUAUUUUGCAUUUAACGGCGAGGACGUUCAGUACGGCAUCGAAGCGGAUCGGAGGUCAAAGAUAUUGAGGACGUUUGUCAGAAACACUUACAGCUAUCACUUAUCGGAAAUCCUCGCAACGAUAGUCAAUGAAUACACGGAUUGGGAACGACCAGUCCAGCAUCCCAUAAAUAUAAGGGAUGAAACGCUGGAGGCGCUCUCCGAUGCCCAGUACGUCGCCCCCGUCGUCCACACCGCAGAUCUUCAUUCAGCGGAGCACAGGAAUUCCUUCCUCUACGUUUUCGAUUACCAAACGAAAUUCGGGGAUUAUCCACAGAGACAAGGAUGUAUACACGGUGAGGAAUUGCCGUACGUCUUCGGGGCCCCCUUGGUCGGGGGCCUCACGCACUUCGGGCGGAACUACACGAAGUCGGAGAUGUUACUUGCAGAAACCACCAUGAUUUAUUGGAGUAAUUUCGCUAGGACUGGGAAUCCUAACGAACCGCAGGAAGCCGAUAUUGCUCACGGCGCUAGACAAGAAAGGAAUCGCUUCAAGAAUAUUGAAUGGACUGCUUAUGAAGCCGUCCACAAGAAAUAUUUAAAUUUAGAUACAAAACCAAAGUUGAAGAAUCACUACCGAGCACAUCGACUGUCGUUCUGGUUAAACUUAGUUCCUGAUCUACACAAACCAGGCGGAGAUGAUGUGCCGCGAUCACAUCACGAACUUCCGGACGACGAACCACAGCCAAAGCUGCCGUCGCUGAAUCCCAGAAAACUUACAACAAUCGAACCUCCGGACCAGAAAUCCACGCAGAUAUCCCUAAAUUCGUCAGCUGUAACUCCGACUAUUGAUUCUACAGAGCGAGUUGAAGAACUCGGCGGAGCCAGUACAACUACCCACCCCGUCGAAGAUGGUUUCGCAGCCUAUUCAACGGCAUUGAGCGUGACGAUAGCAAUAGGAUGUUCGCUGUUGAUCCUCAACGUUCUCAUCUUCGCCGGUGUGUAUUACCAACGCGACAAGACUAGGAUGAACGAGAACGGACAUGGACAGGCAAAGAAGCGCAAUGAAAAUGGUCAGAUGCCGAACAACAUCUGCGGAGAUCUAGAGUCCAGCAUCAUAGGCGUUAAGAGUGAUCCCGCGACGAUCCUGGGCCAUCACCAUUCGCAUCAUCAGCUGCCGCCUCCGGAAUUCGCCGACAUACCACAGAAUAACGCAACACUGCCGCGUCCACCGCCUCCGCCAAAACUGUGUAAAGCCAAUGUUAACACCCUUACGUCCAACCCCAUGCCGGAGAAUCAGCCGCUGCUGUCCACGCACAGCAUACAAUUGAUCAACACUGGUACUUUAACCAAAAAGAACACACAGCUUAACAGCAAACAGAACAUCCCCAUGGAAGAGCUGCGUGUGUGACGCGAACUAAAGUGAUCCAUUGCAAUAAUUUUAUUUACGGGGGAAUGUUGAAGGAGAACAGAUUGGAACGAAUUGAAAUUGAAUUAAUGGAUACAUAAACUGAUUGCUCAAAAAUCACCGGACACUUGAACUUUAGUGAUUUUAUUUUAUUUUUUACUUAGCGACUUCAAGUAAAUGAAGAGAAGAAUCAAGUAUAAUAAACAAUAUAAAUCUUAUCGCCAUUUCCGCAGGGAGGAACGUAUUCAAUUGUCCCCGCGGAUAAUGUAUAAAUCGGUUUCUUUAAAACUACGUGUUUACACUUAUAUUCUGAGGGAUACAUAGAAUUUUCUUGACGCUAUUGCAAUUACCUAAAGUCCCCAAGAGACCAACGUAUAUAAGUAAGAUGUAACGAAUUGCAAUAACGUCAGCUGUAUAAAAACAAAACUGAAUAAUAUUUUUAAACAAGCGCUAAACCUUUAGCAAAUGUUUAAACUAAUUUAAGGUGGAUGCGUCUGUUCUACAUUGCACGGUAAAAAUCGCUUCGUUAUAGGAAUUGGAAUUGUACAUAAACAUAAUCUUUUAACAUGUCUACUUUAUUGUU
Molecule: messenger RNA, 2833 nt
Organism: Nicrophorus vespilloides
Lineage: Eukaryota; Metazoa; Arthropoda; Insecta; Coleoptera; Silphidae
Product: neuroligin-1-like
Exons: 8
Coding region: 1-2253 (750 amino acids)
Biological process (GO): presynaptic membrane assembly; neuron cell-cell adhesion; synaptic vesicle endocytosis
Cellular component (GO): cell surface; postsynaptic membrane; synapse
Molecular function (GO): signaling receptor activity; neurexin family protein binding
Source: RefSeq, a predicted model, not a curated record